Vicia villosa (hairy vetch) is the source of this 1350-nucleotide messenger RNA. RefSeq names its product protein MAIN-LIKE 1-like. Lineage: Eukaryota; Viridiplantae; Streptophyta; Magnoliopsida; Fabales; Fabaceae. Bases 1 to 1350 code for a protein of 449 amino acids. Gene Ontology annotation, molecular function: chromatin binding. The record is from RefSeq and is a predicted model, not a curated record. The transcript is spliced from 3 exons. Gene Ontology annotation, biological process: meristem maintenance; meristem development.
AUGCCAGUGACGGUCGAUGCAGGAUUUGUUCUUCCACCUUCAGAGUUGCACGAGGAUAAUCUGGUGCUGGAGCCUGUCUGGUACUCGGGGGGGCCCUAUAGAAGCAUCCUUGUUAAUAGGGAGAGGGAUCCCCAGAGGUUCUAUUACCACGGAUGGAAGAUUUCCGCUCUCGCGCAGCCUGACCAGCCGUGUUUCCAGGAUGUACUAACAGCUUCUAGCCCGAGGGACCUCUGUCAGGUGGGCUACGGGACGAUCCUUAACGGGCUGCUAAUGGCAUUUGCGAAGAGAUGGCAUCCGGAGACUUCCUUAUUUCAUCUUCUUCACGGUGAGAUUACCAUCAUUCUUGAUGAUGUGGCAUGCCUCUUACAUCUACCUAUCAGAGGUACCCUCCUUGGUCACGGUAGGCUGACGAAAAAGGAAGCAAUGGAGACAUUGAUUGAUGAGCUAGGGGCUAAUCCUGAUGACGCACUUGAGGAGGUGGAGAGGACCCGCGGGGCCCACGUCAGGUUUGCCUUCUUGCAGCAAAGAUAUCAUGUCGACCUUCUUGCGACACAAGAGGUUGUUGGUGACGAGGUAGAGGAAGAUGUACACAGAGAGCGGGCGCUGAGAUGUUACUUCCUAUAUUUGAUAGGAACUCAUCUCUUUGUGGACACGAGCUUGUCAUACACAGAGUUCAUCUACCUGACGUACUUAUUGCAUACAACAUGUAUCCAUGAGUACAAUUGGGGAGCGAUUGUACUAGCAUACAACUACUACAGACUCGGAGAGGGAUACCUAUGGAAGGCAAGGACAGUGGCUUGGAUACUACAGCAUUUCCCAUACAUUAUUGGAUGGGGAGAGGUGCCUGCCUACACUGAGCUCAUGCCACGUGCCAGUACAUUCAGCUCCUUCAGAGGGAACCAGGUGUCAGAUCCUUACAGGCGCGGACUUGAUAGCACGGCUGCCGAUGACGUACAUUAUGACUGCUAUGCUGAGCACUGUGAGACAGUUCCGUUUGAUGAGAUAUCACUAUAUUCUAGAUGGUUGGCCCUAGAGCGCGUCAUGCGUCAGUUUGACUAUGCACGACACGACCAUACUAUCUCCGCUCCUAUCGCCGUGACCCAUCGGCAGUUAGAUGAGGUCUUUGUAGACUGGGAGCAUCACAUGGUUCCUGAGGAGGCUCGGGCGACGAGAGCAGAGAGCGAUUGGAGCUGCGUCGAGGGGUACAUUACGUGGUACUACAGAAUGUCGCACUCGUACAUGUUUCUCGCUGCAGCUGGAGAUCCUCCUAGACCAACCCAGGAAGAGAUUCUGCGGACUCAUCAGGCUGAGUUUGACCACACACAGAAUCUUCUUCCUCGGUGUCUUUAG